This is a messenger RNA of Apis florea (little honeybee), 1486 nucleotides long. RefSeq lists its product as uncharacterized. NCBI's taxonomy places the organism in Eukaryota, Metazoa, Arthropoda, Insecta, Hymenoptera, Apidae. The record is from RefSeq and is a predicted model, not a curated record.
GAAGGUACCGACCUCCGAAGGGUCGCAGUCGGCUCGAAAUUUCGGUGGUAUAAGAACCUAUCUCUCCGCUCGGUUGUUCAACGGUGGACACGUUGCGUUCUCGUUUAUUAGAUUCACACGCGGAUCGAAUCGUUCCAUCUGCGCAAUUUUAUAAAAACGAGUGUUCGUUUUGAGAGAGGUGAACGAAGAAAAAGUGGCACAGUGAGUGAAUGUAAUACAGCGCGGGAUAAAAAGUGUGAUUUCGAAUAUGGAGAUUUCCUGGUUCCUUUUUUUCGUCUGGUGCACCACUCACCUGGUUACUGGAUUCGAUCUAGGACCGAUCGUGAGGAUCGCUCAGUGCAGAUCGCAGUGCUUGAGGAAGCACACUUCCGAUGGAACAUGCGAUUGGUAUUCCGAGCAACAACAACAGACUACUUGUAGCGUGUGUUGGCAGUACUGCGAGGCCCUCGAGAACCGGUGGGAGAAGACAAGAACCAUUUGCGAGGGCGACCAGUAUCUUCAUUGCCCAGCCUGUCAGACGGCCUGCACCUAUCGAAAAACCAGAAUAGAGGAGAAGUAUCUACCGUCCAUGUUACCAGCUCCUAAGAAGGCGCCCCUCGAUCUCGACAAAUUCGACGUGGCCGUGGUGAUGCGCAAGCUGUACAAGCAGUGGAGAGUGGCCGGCUACUAUCCGGGUGAGCGUACACCAAGCCUGAGACCCGACACGUGGAUCAUAGUCGCGAUGGAGAACGGGAUGAAGCAUUACAGUUGGCAAGAAUGGGUCCCGAAAUUGGAGUCGUUGAAGGAGGGCCCCUUGUACGAGGCGACCAUCUCCUGGAAGGACGUGCAGACCCAGCUUCAGAAACAGAGAUCUCAGCAACAGGUCAGAUUCAACAACCGAGUGAGACAGUUCUUCCUGGAAAAGUACGGGGAGAAAGUUUUGGCCGAGUGGAGGAGCCAGGAGGACUCGCAAAUCUCGGACGACAUAUUUCGAAGAUUCUUCUUCAGGAGGAAGGACGAUAAAACAACGGAGGACGAUCUCGAGGCCGACAACGCUCCAUCUACCGGCAACGCUUACAACGACAGGAUCGAUUCGAAGGAUCGCGCGGAGGGCAAGGAAUCGUACGUGGUUUCGUGGGAGCCCGAGACGGGCGGCCUUAUGGGAAAUCAAGUGACCGACUCGAAUUGCGCCCAGAUUUCCCUCCUCCCCGGCACGAAAUAUCUCGUGAGGAUCGCCUCGAACGACGGCCCAGGCAGCUUCCCCAUCGAAGUGGACACUACGCCUAAUUUCGUCCAGGUUAAGAGGAUAAAGACACCCGUCCAGGUAUUGUAUUCGUGGGACAUAUACGCGGCUUUCGGUUGCGCCGUCCUCUUCAUCGCCGGUUUCGUGCUCACCAAGAUAUACAGAAAGGAGAAGAUUAUGGCCGAACACGUUUGAAGACCAAUGCUUUUGUUUUCCUUUUUUUUUUUUUUUUCUUUUUUUUUUGCUAUUGUGGACGAGUUCGAU